Messenger RNA from Maniola jurtina (meadow brown), 3441 nucleotides. Its product is annotated as zinc finger protein 852-like. Lineage: Eukaryota; Metazoa; Arthropoda; Insecta; Lepidoptera; Nymphalidae. Gene Ontology annotation, molecular function: zinc ion binding. The transcript is spliced from 14 exons. Gene Ontology annotation, cellular component: nucleus. The coding region runs from base 272 to 2728 and encodes 818 amino acids. The record is from RefSeq and is a predicted model, not a curated record.
UCGCCUGUUCGCCAGCAGAAGUGACGACUGACGAUUUCGUAUAAAGCUAUGUCUGUCUUUCUUGCGUACGUGUGUUUUACGUGGUUUCGCGGAAAAUGAAGUUGUUUGUUAAAUUGUGCGUUCACAAAUGGUAAUUUUGAGCCUCGACUUAAAAUUAACAAACAUAAUAUGCUAAAUAUGUGUUUUUAAUAACAUAAGAUUAGUUUUAAAAUAUUAUUUUAAUGAUUGCUGCAUAACAAGGACAAAAACAGCUCGAUAGCUGCCCUUCAAAAUGGCUGCCGUAACUAAAACGCAGAAAUAUAAUUUUGAGAAAAUAUGUCGCGCUUGUUUGCAAAUAAAGAAGGACAUGCGACCUUUAUUUGAGCAGCUCACUGCGACGAUGUUAAUGGGAAUAUCAAAAGUGCAGGUAGCAGUCGGCGAUGGUUUGCCGUCCCAGCUGUGCCUGCAAUGCGUGCACCAGAUCUCUCGCUGCCACGCUUUCAAGACAUUAGUGGAGAGAAAUGAUGCCACACUUCGCGAACAGGCGAAGGCAAUGGCCGAAGAGGCCUUGAAUAUGGAGAAAGACAAAAACUUACAUUCAGUGUACAGAGCAAUCCAAUUUAUUGAGGUUCCCACUUUGAGCAGUAACAGUACAAGCCAACUCCUAGAUGGAUUCUUCACGGAUAACACAUCGGAUCAACCUCUCACGCAAGAAAUACUGCAGAAAGAUGAUUUUGAUGUUGAUAAGAUGAAUCCCAACACAGAAAACGCACGAAAGACCGAUGAAGGAGGACUCAACUCGGAUGACGAGAAUCUGCUACAAAUGGUGGUCUUUCAAGCGACGUCAUCCGUGUCGCCCGGACGCCACGUGUGCAACCUUUGCCAUAAGGAAUUCAAGCAUGCAAGGUGGCUGAAACUGCAUAUGCGCUCCCAUUCCAACUGGAUUAAGGCGAACUGCAAGAAACCACCUAAAUGUCCGAUUUGCGAAAGAACUUUUAAGGGACCCGGUAUGCUGAAGAUGCAUAUGCGUACCCACGAACAGCGUCCACCGAAACAACCUACGUGCUCAGUAUGCCAACGCACGUUUCCGACAAAAACCCUGCUCUACCGACACCGGCAGACACAUUUCGAACAAAAGACCCACCAGUGUACGGUGUGCGAGAAAAGGUUCUUUAGCGGAUACGCGCUGAGAUCGCACAUGGCGCGACACAGGGGCGAAAGACCGUAUGUGUGCGCUAUUUGCUCCAAGAGCUUCUACAACCCCACUGACUUAAAGGUUCAUUUUCGUUUGCACACUGGAGAAAAACCGCUAAAAUGUUCUGAAUGUAACAAAACCUUCCGCCGCCACUCGACACUGUGCCAGCAUAUGAAGAAACACCGCGGCAUAAAGAACCACGUUUGCAACAUGUGCAACAAGGCAUUUUAUGAAGUUUCCAAGCUGAAUGCUCAUAUGAGAGUUCAUACAGGCGAACGUCCGUUUGAGUGCCAGUUCUGCGAGCGCAAGUUCGCGCAGCAGUCCGCGCUGAUCUACCACCGGCGCACGCACACGGGCGAGAAGCCGUACGCGUGCAAGGCGUGCACUGCGCGCUUCACCACCUCCUCCGCCAGGAACAACCAUAUGCUCACCCACACCGGACACAAGAAAUUCAUGUGCCCAAUUUGCUUCAAAGGUUGCACAUCCCGCGCGGAACUGCGCGUGCAUUCAAGCAAACACACGGGCGAGAAACUGUUUGGUUGUGAACUAUGCCCGCAACGGUUCAGCUCGGCAUCGUACCUUGCAGUGCACAGGCGCUCUCAUACCGGAGAAAAGAAGUACAUGUGUGACGUUUGUGGGAAGGGCUUUAUAGAAAGCAGCGCAUACAAGAAACACUUAAAGACGCACGCAUCAGACAAAAAAGAUAACGACGAUUCAACAAACGACAACACGGAGGCUAACUUCGACAGCGAAGCGACACAGAUGCUAGAAAAGAACGAUCCAAAAGCGGAUAAAAACGACGAAAGUCAGGACGCAGAAGACGAAAAAGAUAAUACAGCUGUACAAGUACAGGAAAGUGGGCAAAAGAAGUUCAAAUGCGGUCUCUGUGUGAAGAGUUACACAUACUUGCACAGCCUGAAGAAACACAUGCUGAGCCACGUGCAGAUGUGUGUGUUCAGUCCCGACGGCUCGGAGAAGUUGUACGCUUUUAAACAACAACAACAAGAGCUUCAGCAACAACAACAGCAGCAGCAGCAGCAGCAACAACAACAACAGCAGCAGCAGCAGCAGCAGCAACAACAGCAGCAGCAAUUGCAAGUGCAGCCGCAGGUGCAGCAACUGCAGCAGCAGGUGCUGCAGGUGGGCAGCAUGCAGCAGCUCGCCGUGCCCAUACACGCGCAGCAUGGCAUCACUGUUUCAGGAGUACAGGGACAACAAUAUCCAUCAGUAUCAUCAAUACAAUCGCUGCAGCUACAACAGACGCAUCAACACAUCAAUACGCAGCAGCCGCAACUGCAGGUGCAGACGAUACAGAUACACCCUCAGCACCAGCCCAUACAAAUACAUGCGGUGGGGAUGCAGCAAGUUCAACAGGAACAGCUCCAUGUGGCUACGUCGUCUUGCCAGACCAUGUUGCCCAACAUACUGCAGUUGCAGCCGGGCGCAGUGGUGUCGGGGCUGGGGCAGGUGGGCACGGAGCUGGGCGGCGUGCACCGCAUCAUCCUGCAGCAGCCCACGGCGACCCACCCCGCGCUCUACACCAUACACCACUAGCUCCUAGGAACUGCACACAUCUCCUAACUGUAACUAUUCAGCAAAAGGUUCUUAUGAGAUGCUCGUAAUUAAAAAAUUCGUUAUUAUCUUUGACUAUUAUUUUAUUAAGUGUGAAAUGAAAUAUUAUGUAUUGUAACCUACAGGGCAAAAGUUAAAAAAGUUUGUUCCUGCAAUUGACCCACUUUUGUAAUAAAUUAAUUAAAUUUAAUUAUAAUAUUUGUAAUAAAUUAAUUAGUAUAUGUAUUUAAUUAUAAUUAAUUUAUUACAAAAGUGGAUUUAUUUCCCGAGUGUAUGAACAAAUUCUAGUUUAGAGAUUAUGUUCAACAGAAUUAGUCACAUUGGAAAUAUUGGGUAGGUAUUCAUUUUUGAAACCAUUUCUAAUACUUUCUUAAGGGGCAUGAGACGGGCCUGCCCGCGAAAUUCAAAUUUAUGUUGGUUUUUCGCAUUUUUAAACUAAUACGACAACGUAGGCUUAUGGCAUUUUCAAUAGCGACAGUGGCAGUAUCAUCCUCACAUGUUUAUAUAAAAAUCUUUACUUGAAAGGAUCCAGGUUAAGAAAUUAGCUGUAGUAUCGACUUAUUCUGACACAUUAGUCGAUACUAGAGCUAAUUUCUUAAACUGGAAUUGGUAGACAUUUGCACUGUUGUAAAAAGUUUAAAUACAAGAAAUCCUUGUUCAUCAACUUUACUAUGAUGAAAUAAAUAUCUUUUAUA